This is a messenger RNA of Cucumis melo (muskmelon), 2247 nucleotides long. RefSeq names its product PTI1-like tyrosine-protein kinase 3. The transcript has 8 exons. Gene Ontology annotation, molecular function: ATP binding; protein tyrosine kinase activity. Lineage: Eukaryota; Viridiplantae; Streptophyta; Magnoliopsida; Cucurbitales; Cucurbitaceae. Bases 627 to 1838 code for a protein of 403 amino acids. Gene Ontology annotation, biological process: protein phosphorylation. The record is from RefSeq and is a predicted model, not a curated record.
AGGAAAAGAAAGGAAAACUUCUCCGCCAUUGCCAUUUGCCCCGCGUUUUGCUACUCUGUCAUCCGUUCAUUGCGUUUCUCUGAAUAACUACCGAAAAGCCAAAACCGAAGAACACCCAACAAAGCCAAAAGCCAAACCCACUCCGCAAAUUCCACCCUGUCUUUCCCCUUUAUUCUUCCAUUUCUCUUCCCGAAGCCCAGGAGAGGCAUUAACCCGAAGGUAAUUCCCCAUUUCCCCCCUUUCCUCUAAAUUCGCUUUCUCGAUCUCUUCUUCUUUCAUUUCUUUCUCUUCCCUUUUCACUUUUCUCCCAAUCUCUCAUUCCCUUCCCUUCUUUUUUAAUUUUCCUCACCCCCAAUUCCGAUUUUCGUAUCUGGGUUUUCAUUUUCUGGAACAGGGUUGAAUCUCUUUUUGGGCUUUUCUUUUUUGUUUUUGUUUUUGCGUUGUUGGGUUUUUAGUGAUUUGUUUUUCUUUUUUCUAUUUCUGUUUCUGGGGUUUGAUUUGUUUUUUAACGGAUCAAUCUAUAUCUGGGUUUGUGUUUUUUUUUUUUUUUUUUCCCUUUUUUGCUUGUUUGUUCCUGCCUUGUUGACUCUAUUGGGAUUUUGAAUUUUUGAAUCUCUGGUUUGAUUAUGGACGGUCGAGAUCAUCGUGGUUUUGGUUUAGUGGCGCAUGCCCCUCCUCCUGGUUACUUCGUUCGUUUGAAGAAUACAGGUUCUAAAGACGAUCUAUAUCUAAGUAAAAGGGAUAGAAUGCGCAGGUGGCUUUGUUGUACUUGUCAAGUUGAAGAGGCCUACCCAUCAGCGGAAAGUGAGCACCUGAAAAGCCCACGAAGUUAUGGAGAUGGUCACGUUCAAAGGAAAGAGGCAGCUCCUGUCAAACCUGAAGCACCAAAAACUCCACCUCCCAUAGAAGUGCCAGCAUUGUCUCUGGAAGAAUUGAAAGAAAAGACUGACAACUUUGGGUCUAAGGCACUGAUUGGUGAAGGGUCUUAUGGUCGAGUUUAUUAUGCUAGUUUAAAUGAUGGGAAAGCUGUGGCUGUGAAGAAGCUGGAUGUUUCUUCUGAGCCCGACUCCAGUGUUGACUUUUUGACUCAGGUUUCUACUGUCUCAAGGUUGAAACAUGAAAAUUUUGUUGAGUUGCAUGGAUACUGUGUUGAAGGAAAUCUCCGUGUACUUGCAUAUGAAUUUGCAACUAUGGGUUCUCUACAUGACAUAUUGCAUGGUAGAAAGGGAGUGCAAGGCGCACAGCCUGGUCCUGUUCUCGAUUGGAUGCAGAGAGUGAGAAUUGCUGUUGAUGCCGCUCGAGGAUUGGAAUACUUGCAUGAGAAGGUUCAGCCUUCUAUCAUACAUAGAGAUGUUAGAUCCAGCAAUGUGCUUCUCUUCGAAGAUUUCAAAGCAAAGAUUGCAGACUUUAACCUUUCAAACCAGGCUCCUGACAUGGCUGCUCGGCUUCACUCUACUCGUGUUUUAGGAACUUUUGGCUAUCAUGCUCCAGAGUAUGCAAUGACGGGACAAUUGACACAGAAGAGUGAUGUCUAUAGCUUUGGAGUUGUUCUACUUGAGCUUUUGACUGGGAGGAAGCCCGUUGAUCAUACCAUGCCUCGUGGUCAGCAGAGUCUUGUUACUUGGGCUACCCCAAGACUAAGUGAAGACAAAGUUAAACAAUGUGUUGAUCCAAGGCUGAAGGGUGAAUAUCCCCCCAAAGGAGUUGCCAAGCUGGCCGCUGUGGCAGCUCUGUGUGUGCAGUACGAAGCCGAGUUCAGGCCAAACAUGAGCAUCGUCGUCAAGGCUCUCCAGCCGCUUCUAAAGCCACCUGCCCCUGCUCCGGUUGUGGAACCUUGAAGUAAAUUGAUAUCCGUUUUCUCCCUCUCUGUUGAUAUAUAUGUCAGCGCCUACAUUGCAAUGUUUGCUUUCAUGGUGACCAUAUAGAAUUCAUAAUAUUCAUUAUUUAUUCCAAUUAUUAUUGUUGUUUUUUCUUUCUUGAAGAAGAUGCUUGAGUCAUGUUUGGUUGGAUUGAAAAUAGGUUGCUGCCUUUCUUGUAAGCAAUUCUUCUUGUGUAGCCUGUUGUUGGUAAUAGCCCUCGGUUGUUAAAAAAUGUUUUUCCCCUUUCGUUUUUUGGAGUCAUCAAGUGAGAGGACUCGGUGGGAGUGCUGAAUGGUGUGGUGGAAAACGCAUUUGGAUUAUACUUUGCUUUCCCUCACUCUUUUGAUAUUAAUGGAUAUGGGUUGGUUUCUUCGGUUGUCAUCGAAAA